This is a messenger RNA of Cyclospora cayetanensis, 654 nucleotides long. RefSeq lists its product as uncharacterized. The coding region runs from base 1 to 654 and encodes 217 amino acids. The transcript is spliced from 3 exons. The record is from RefSeq and is a predicted model, not a curated record. NCBI's taxonomy places the organism in Eukaryota, Apicomplexa, Conoidasida, Eucoccidiorida, Eimeriidae.
AUGGCCUUUGGCGAAACAAACUUGACAACCUUUCCUCCUUCCGGCGGGAUGAAACAGGGUAUGCACAUCAAAGAUUCUCAACCGUAUACCGACGACACUAAUUUGAGUCAUUCAUCAAGAGAUCCAUUCAUCAGCCUUCGGAGGAAUUCAGUUGCAGGAGACUUACAAGGGGAAACGGCAAUUCCUGUUGCAUGGAUCUCUCCAUGUGACCGCUAUCGGUGGAGGGAUGGAUCUGCUGAUCGAAGGAGUCUCGAGGAUCAACGUCCUCCACCACGUUGGUUUGGCAAGAAACUUCUAAGAAUUUUUGAAAGUUUCUUCUCUAACCACAAAGAGGAAUACGAACUCUUCUAUUCCGUUCCCCGUGGAUGUAUGCACUCUUUAGGUGACCACGCAGCUCGCGUACCCCUCAUGGGUGAUCCAGAGCGUUUGACGGCUGUUAUGGUUAGCCUAAGCCCCGAGAUAGAGGUUACGUACCUCCCCUCUCCUGCUCUCCCGCCACCGUUGUCGGCCUCUCUCGACCUCAAGUCCGGCUACGCUGUAGUUCUGGAGGAGCGUCUGAUCAUGUGUCACGCUGAGGAACUGCCCACGGUGCCUAUUAAGGACAUUGACCCGGUAGUCAACUAUGCAGCAACUUUCUAUUUUCAGAGGCACUAA